UACCCGAUCUGGAGUGUUCGCAGAAUUACAUAUGGAUUGACGCCAUCUGCAUCAAUCAGAAUGAUUCCGACGAAAAGUCUCGGGAGGUUCCACGAAUGGCCGAGAUAUAUAGGUUGUGUGACCAAGUGGUCAUUUGGCUUGGGCCCAACGGUACACCGACCAGGAGCAGAUUUAGAAAACUCAUACGGAGGGUAUCGCCAUAUGGAAAUACCGCUUUCAAAUCGAAUCAAAUGGAGAGGAUGUUAAACCCAUCCGGGCCAAUAGCGGAUGAUGUAGUUGAGGAGCUUAUCUCAAAACGUUGGACUCUCUGGCUUUCCAUAUCCGAAGAUGGUCAUAACGAUGCGAAAGUUCUCCGCAAAACUUUCGGCAGCUCAUAUAAUGCAAUACUCACAGCUUGCGCCGAAAUUGUGUCGAGACCAUGGUUUAUAAGAGCUUGGACGAUCCAAGAAGCCUGCAUCCCGCCAGAUCCUAUAGUCUACAUCGGCCGCCAUAGUAUGCGUUUCAGCGAGCUGUGCGGAUUCAUUAGGGUGUUUGGUAUGGUUAAUACAGCGCUUCUCCAAAAUGUAGGAACAGCUAGGAUAUUAUCGAUAGACAAAAUUCGCGAAAUGCGUGGUGCUAUCUUUGAACCCGACAAUGCCCUCAACCCGUUGAAGAUGGAUACAGUGCAAAUAUUAUACACAAUUCUGGGCCUCACCCUUAAGAAAGAUUCCAAAGAUCCUCGCGACCAAAUCUACGGGAUCUUAGGUCUUCUCGAACUUCUUGGGCAGGAUACACCACCCGAACUAAUUCCCAAUUAUAAUCAGCCGUACGAAACCCUAUACUGGAAUUGCACGGCCUACAUUCUAGGCUCUAUUGGCGACCUACGACUACUUGGAUGCCGAAGAAACGACCUUCGAACCGGGCCCUCAUGGGUAGCCGACUUUCGAUACAUCACAUUUAGGACAACUACCCCAAAAUAUCUAGCCUCUAUCCCAUCAUUGUCCUUAGAUAAACGGAUUUUAUCGCUCCAGGGGAUUUUAGUGGGAACCUACCAAGACCACGUUGCCCGGUGUGCUACCGCUAGCAUCAUGCCGUACAGCGAACCAAACCGAGGGGCUUUAUCAGCCCGUCUUCGAACAGUCGAAGCACAGAUCCUUAAACCCUCGGCAGCUAUAAGGGGAACUACGGUUGACAGAUCUCUAGAUGGUUUCUUGAAGGAUGGCCAAACAGUUUUCAACGAGCAGGGGAUUGAAUCGUGGCGCCGGACUUUUCGACGUUUGUGUGAGACUCGCGGCGAAAAGUCGUGGAUGCUAAAACGGAGAACCAACACGGCCCGUUACAAGCAGGAAUACGCUAUUGCGGAAGAAUUCUGUUAUGAAUUCAUGCUACUUUCUAACGGCGUUGUUGUGCGUGUAAUCAGACAAGACGUGGACGUAAGAUCCGGCGAUCUUGUAUGCCUUUUUAUGGGUGCUGACCGAGCCAGUGUUUUGCGGCCCUCCGGACAAGACUAUAGGUUGAUAAGCCAGUGCGACAUAAGAAUUAGUUUAUUUGCGAAUGAAGAAUACGACAGCAAAUUUUGGGAGACGGAACAGACGAGAGGGUUCAGUCUGAUAUAGUCUUAAUUCAUCUAUAUGAAUCUAGAUAGGAUGAUGGUUGGAGUCUCAUUAACAUAUCGUAUGGUUUGGGACAUCCCUUAACAUAUACUGCUAUUAAGUACUACCAAUUCGCAUCGCUUCAUCUUCCGUAUAAAUUGAUACCUAAUUCACGAAACCUAUAGCGGUCGACGCAAGGAAUAAACCAACAUACCGUACGUGGAUAAUUCCCCAUACCUGGAAGUAAAGGGAACCAACCCUUUUGUAAAAGAUGUUUAGCUAGAGUUGGAGAGACCAGUAAAA
Hypoxylon trugodes is the source of this 1874-nucleotide messenger RNA. RefSeq lists its product as uncharacterized. The transcript has a single exon. The coding region runs from base 96 to 1595 and encodes 499 amino acids. The record is from RefSeq and is a predicted model, not a curated record. Lineage: Eukaryota; Fungi; Ascomycota; Sordariomycetes; Xylariales; Hypoxylaceae.